AUGAUCAAUUCUGAAGGGAGCGAGGUUUGGUGCCCGAGCAGCGUGGAGAAGGCGCUGCAGCCGCGCAAGGGGGGCGACGAUUACAAUGCGAAGGCGGUGCGGCAUGCGCUGCGCGUGUUUACGGCGACGUGGAUUGGGAUGAAGGCGUGGGACGCCAUUAUGCGGAGGCUGGGGAACAAGGAGUCAAGCGGAAGCGGCAAGAAGAAGCCCUUCUACAAGUCUCCCGCCCUGCGGCUCUCUCUCUCCCUAUCGAGCAUCCUGUUCCUCUACCGCUUUCUCUUCCGCUUCCUCACCCGGCUCCGCGCCCAUCUCCUGGACCCCCAGGCGGAGCCCUUCCGGCUGCGCAACCCGCGGACGACGGCGACGCUGACGUCGCCCUUUGCGCCGGCCGUUGGCGCCUCGCUGGCGGGCCUGGCCCUGGGCAUCUACCCGUCGCGCCAGAUGCGCGUCAGCAUCGCCAUCUACGCCCUCUUCCGGGCGCUGGAGUUUGGCUGGAACGUGUGCGAGAAGGACGGCCUGAUCUGGGGCGUCAGGAACGGCAAGAACCGCGAGCGGCCGUGGUGGUUUGGGAGCUGGAUGCUGCAGCCUUUUGCGUUUGGGCAGUUGUUCCAUGCGGCUGUGUUUGAUCCCGAUUGCUUCCCUUCUUCCUUUGGGGAACUCAUCUUCAAAAACUCAUCUACCUACCUGCCUCCGCGGCCGGAAAACUAUCCCACGAAUCUCAAGUGGCCAUCACCGUCUCAGAUUCUAGAGAACAUUGCAGAGAUGGCUCGACUCAACUGGCCACCUUUUAUAUCUCCCAUCCUGUUCCCUAACAAAGAAGUACUCCCACCCACGCUUACCGGCGUCUCGCCCCUGAGCUCGCAGGCUCACCCCCUCAUCACGUCUCUCUCCUGCGCAACCCUUCACCCGUCCGACCCGUCCUGCGCGCGAACCUACCUCACCUUCUGGCUCAACUCCUUCCCGAGCAUGACGCGCUUCAUCCUCAUCCUGUACUCGGCGCUGACCGUCAUCCCCCGGUUCCGCAACCUGUACAACUACCCGUUCGCCACGAUCCAGCGCAUCAUCUCGCAGGCGCUGCGCCUGUCGACGUUUGCCACGGGCGCCCUCUCGACGGCGUGGGCGUCGUUCUGCUUCUUCCAGCAGUACCUCCCGCGGCACGUGCUCGCCGCGCAGCGCGUCUUCCUCGGCGGGUUCCUGGCGGGGAUGUGGGCGUGGGUGGAGCGGCGGCACGGGCGCAGCGUCUUCUUGUACACGGCGCGGGCGAGCGUGGACAGCCUGUGGAAGGUGGGCGUCAAGCGGCGCUGGUGGAAGGCGAUGAAGGGCGGCGACGUGUGGGUGUUUGUGCUGGCGCUCAUGGUGACGGGGGUGGUGUACGAGCGGGAUGCAAAGGCCAUCCGGGAGGGCCAGUGGCGGAAGGGGGUGAGUUGGUUGAGGGGCGAGGGGUGGAAGGAUUGGGCGGUGGAGGAUGAUGGCGAGGAUGAGGAUGGGGAUGAGAAGGACAAGGAUGAGUAG
Molecule: messenger RNA, 1512 nt
Organism: Trichoderma citrinoviride
Lineage: Eukaryota; Fungi; Ascomycota; Sordariomycetes; Hypocreales; Hypocreaceae
Exons: 5
Coding region: 1-1512 (503 amino acids)
Source: RefSeq, a predicted model, not a curated record